Molecule: messenger RNA, 4256 nt
Organism: Astyanax mexicanus (Mexican tetra)
Lineage: Eukaryota; Metazoa; Chordata; Actinopteri; Characiformes; Acestrorhamphidae
Product: poly [ADP-ribose] polymerase tankyrase-2
Exons: 26
Coding region: 539-3781 (1080 amino acids)
Molecular function (GO): protein binding; NAD+ poly-ADP-ribosyltransferase activity
Source: RefSeq, a predicted model, not a curated record
AGAGAGAGAGAGAGAGAGAGAGAGAGAGAGAGAGAGAGAGAGAGAGAGGCUGGAAGAAAGAGAGAUAGAGAGUCAGAGAGAGAAAGGCUGGAAGAAAGAGAGAUAAUAGAGCGUCAGAGAGAGAGAGAGGCUGGAAGAAAGAGAGAUAGAUAAUAGAGAGUCAGAGAGAAGUUUUUCUUCAUUCCUGGCUGGAAUGUACAGUAACACUCAGUAUGGAGCUGCUCCACUGUGGUGCGUCUCCACUGUGUUGAGGGAGGUGACGGAGGAACCGAGCGGGGGAGUGUAGCUGCUGUAACUGCAGUUCAUUAGUUCGGUUCAAAUAGUGACUCGGUUCUGCUCGCUCUGAACGAAUCCUCGGCUUUACUGCAGUCAGUAGGGCUCCACAGAGCAUGGUGAGGUGUGCUGAGGUGGGACCCCGGGGUCUGUACAGACCGUAGCCGUGUGUGAGGGUUUACCGGCGGGGCUGGAGGAGCUGGAGGGGCGGCUGUGUGCCCGCCGCCUGUCCGGGAACGGUCUCACCGUUCUGGGCGGCGCCGUUAUGGAGAGAGCCGCGGGCGGGGAGCCGAACAGGCGGCUGUUCGAAGCCUGCAGGAGCGGAGACCUGGAGCGGGUCAGGAAGCUGCUGAACGCCGCUAAUGUGAACAGCAGGGACACGGCGGGCAGAAAGUCCACCCCGCUGCAUUUCGCCGCAGGUUUUGGCCGCAGGGAUGUGGUGGACCACCUCCUGAAGCACGGGGCUGAUGUUCACGCCCGUGAUGAUGGAGGCCUCGUCUCUCUACACAACGCCUGCUCCUUUGGUCAUGUUGAGGUGGUCAGCCAUCUGUUGCGGCACGGAGCUGACGCCAACUCAAGAGACAACUGGAACUAUACACCUCUCCACGAGGCUGCUAUCAAGGGCAAGAUCGAUGUCUGUAUAGUGUUGCUGCAGCACGGGGCUGAGCUAACCAUCCGAAACACAGACGGGAGGACUGCACUGGACCUGGCUGAACCUUUCACCAAGGCUGUUCUGACUGGAGAAUACAGAAAAGAUGAACUUCUGGAGAGUGCAAGGAGUGGAAAUGAGGAGAAACUGAUGAGCCUUCUCACUCCUUUAAAUGUGAACUGUCAUGCCAGUGAUGGAAGAAAGUCAACCCCUCUGCAUCUGGCUGCCGGCUACAACCGGGUGAGGACAGUGCAGCUGUUGUUGCAGCACGGCGCUGACGUCCACGCUAAAGACAAAGGUGACCUUGUGCCUCUUCAUAACGCCUGCUCAUACGGCCAUUAUGAAGUGACUGAAUUACUCGUGAAGCAUGGUGCCUGUGUGAACGCGGUGGACUUGUGGAGGUUCACUCCUCUACAUGAAGCUGCAUCUAAGAACCGGGUGGAGGUGUGCUCUUUACUGCUCAGCCAUGGAGCCGACCCCACUUUCCUCAACUGCCACAACAAGAGUGCCAUCGACCUGGCCCCUACCACACUGCUGAAAGAGCGCCUGGCCUAUGAGUUCAGGGGGCACGCGUUGCUGAAGGCCAUCCGCGAGACAGACUUCAUACGCAUUAAAAAAUAUCUCUCUUUAGAAACCAUCAACUUCAAACAUCCUCAGACCCAUGAGACUGCACUGCACUGUGCCGCAUCAUUGUCAAGCCCCAAGAGGACACAGAUAUGUGAGAUGCUUCUGAGAAAUGGUGCCAAUAUAAAUGAAAAGACUAGAGACCUCCUGACACCUUUACACCUCGCUGCUGAGAAGUCCCACAAAGACGUCAUCGAGGUGUUAAUGAAGUACGAAGCCAAAGUACCGGUAAAGACAGUGGACAGUCAGGGUCAGGCGCCGCUGCAGCGUGUGGCUCAGUGCGGUCACCUCAAGAACUGCAGGCUACUGAUCGGCGCCGGCUGUGACCAACCUAUCACCUCCCUGCAGGGCUUUUACCCAGCACAGCUAGCCAACCAGAAUAUACAGGAGAACCUGCAGGAGGGUGUGCUGGUGGGAAACUGUGAUAAAGACAGGCACCUGCUGGAGGCUUCAAAGUCAGGAGACCUGGAGACAGUCAAGAAACUGUGCACACUGCAGAAUGUGAAUUGCAGGGAUUUGGAAGGCCGACAGUCAACUCCACUCCACUUUGCGUCUGGGUACAACCGUGUGACUGUGGUGGACUAUCUGCUGCAGCAUGGAGCUGAUGUGCACGCUAAAGACAAAGGAGGCUUGGUGCCUUUGCACAAUGCCUGUUCUUACGGUCAUUACGAGGUGGCUGAGCUGUUGGUAAUCCAUGGGGCGGUGAUUAACGUGGCAGACCUGUGGAAGUUCAUGCCCUUACACGAAGCUGCCGCCAAGGGAAAAUAUGAAAUUUGCAAACUACUGCUUCAGCAUGGUGCCGACCCAACCAAGAAGAAUCGUGAUGGGAACACACCCCUGGACCUGGUGAAGGAGGGAGACACAGACAUCCAGGAUCUCCUGAGGGGCGAGGAUGAGCUGCUGGAUGCUGCCAGGAAAGGCUGUCUGGCCAGAAUCAGCAAAGUCUGUAGACCAGACAACGUCAACUGCAGGAACUCUCAGGGACGCCACUGCACACCUAUACAUUUGCCAGCUGGUUAUAAAAAUUUUGAGGCAGCAGAGUAUUUGCUGCAGCAUGGAGCUGAGGAGAACUCGCAGGACAAAAGCAGACUCAUUUCCUUACACAAUGCUGCCUCCUACAGAGUGAAUGAUGUCCGUGCCCUGCUGACUGCAGCCAUGCCACCGUCUGCAUUACCAACCUGCUUCACACCGCAGGUCUUCAGUGUAUCUGCCUCUGCUGAAGCGGUGUCUUCCUCCCUGGCCUCUAACUCCUCAACACAUCCCUCCAGAUCCAGUAUGGAGGCUUUUCACAAGCUGUUGGGGACCUCUGGGGAUGAGGGGGCCAUGAGAGUGGAGAAGACAGAGGAAGGUGUGGCUCCAGAUAUGAGUAUCAGUCAGUUCCUUCAGAAACUUGGUCUAAAGUAUCUUCUCGAGAUCUUUGACAGAGAACAGAUAACUCUGGACGUUCUGGUGGAAAUGGGGCACAAGGAGUUGAAGGAGAUCGGAAUCAGCGCUUAUGGCCACAGGCACAAGAUCAUCAGAGGAGUGGAGAGACUCAUUAGUGCUCCUCAGAGUUUGAACCCCUACUUGACUUUAAACACAGCCAACAGUGGAACCAUACUGAUUGACCUGGCCUUGGAUGAAAAGGAAUUUCAGUCUGUUGAGGAGGAGAUGCAGAGUACAGUAAGAGAACACAGAGACGGGGGAUUUGCUGGGGGGAUUUUCAACACAUACAGGGUUCUAAAGAUCCAGAAGGUUUGCAAUAAGAAGUUGUGGGAGAAGUACACUCAUCGCAGAAAAGAGGUAUCUGAGGAGAACCACAACCACUGCAAUGAACGCAUGCUCUUCCACGGUUCUCCAUUUGUAAAUUCCAUCAUCCACAAAGGCUUUGAUGAGAGGCAUGCCUAUAUUGGAGGAAUGUUCGGAGCUGGAAUCUACUUCGCUGAGAAUUCCUCCAAGAGUAACCAGUACGUUUAUGGAAUCGGAGGAGGCACAGGAUGCCCUCUUCACAAAGACAGAUCGUGCUACACGUGUGAGAGACAGCUGCUGUUUUGCCGUGUGACUCUGGGGAAGUCGUUCCUGCAGUUCAGUGCUAUGAAGAUGGCCCAUUCACCGCCCGGCCACCACUCAGUCUCUGGUAGGCCAAGUGUUAAUGGCCUCGCGCUGGCUGAGUACGUGAUCUACAGAGGAGAGCAGGCUUAUCCUGAAUAUUUGAUUACCUACCAGAUCAUCAAACCAGAUGGGACUGCUGAGUAACCUGGCAUAUCUGACAUGUCUAUGUAGGAGGAGUCUGCUGCAUGCACAUACUGACAUUUUCAUCUACUGUAUAAAUUGUCCUUCCUACUACAGCCUAAUCUACUAUUUAUUACUUUGCAGUGUUAAAACUUUCUGUAGUAGCUGCUUAGUUCGGUGUUCAUCCAGCCUGUUUCUAACCUUGUAAAUAACCAACUUUCAGGUUUCAAUUUAAAAUUUAAAGUGGCUUAUUUAUUUUACAAAGACUACUGUGUAUAUAACUAUUGUUUUGUAUGAGCAUGUUAAUUUAUGAAUAUUUGUAUUGUAAUAGAGUUCUAUGCUUGAAGGAUGACUUGACAUGUAUGUGAUUUUCUUUGUUUUGUGUUUGUGAUACGGAGUGCUGUACAAUGCUCCCAGUAAAGCCAGUAUAAAGGAAAUACACUGCAUAGUGUUAAUCUGUUUAUGACAACAAUACACUGCCACUCUAAAAAAAAUAAAA